AUGCGGCUUAUUUUUGGCAACAUGUGGGGUGUUUGGGUACUAUUGGCUGAGCCUUCUCGAGAGUUUCUGUCGAUGCUGUGGAAUCUGCGGAGCAAAGGCGCCCGUUUAUGGCCUGGGGGUUCUUUGACCCUGCAACAACAAAACCCGAAAACAAUCAUCCCAAUAGAAGCAUCCGCCGCCUGUGGUCUUCAUAAAGGGCCAAACUCCCUGCGACCUGAUACACUCCCCGCAUUGGUAUAUUCUUCCGCUCUUCUCGCUAGUUCCUGUCUAUCUCAUAUAUCCACAAUAAUUGCAUAUCUUCUCUGCUGCGCUGUUGUACCCCAGGCAUUUAUUUCACCCAUUUCACCCCCCACCUACCUUACCGAUACCCAAUCCCACCCCGAUCUCAUAAUGCGACUUUCGACUCUCCUGGCCUGCUCGGCACUGAGUGUUGGCCUCAGCAUGGCCCAGGACUCGCGAUUCCCCGUUAACCUGAAAAGUACUGACAACCCACCUAACGUAACUUACACCGCACAUCUGCAGAACAGAACCGACACCGAUCUUCGCGGAAAUGUCAGCAUUACUUCUGGACCCUUUGGAAUUGGCGUGCUCAUCACUGCUGUGUUCUGGGGCUUCCCAAAUGAGACCGAAUACGGUCCCUUCCCCUGGCACGUCCAUAUGUCACCUGUGAACUCGAGUGGGAAUUGCCUCUCGACUGGGGGCCAUCUUUCUCCCACUUUGCGCCUUGAUUCGCCGCCCUGUGAACGAACAAACCUGCCGACCUGCCAAAGUGGUGAUUUGUCGGGGAAGUAUGGCGACAUCGGUGGUGUGAGAAACGGCACUUUUUGGAGAAGCGAUUUCUUUGACCCUUACCUGUCAACAAAUCCUAACUCGACCUCCUUUGUCGGCAAUCGUUCCAUUGUUGUCCACCUAUACAACGGCACACGAAUCAACUGUGGCAAUUUCAUGUUGAAUCCCAAUGGUUCCCAGGCUUUCCCGCCUCCAUUCACUUUACAACUCCCAGGUGGUCAGAAUUCAAGUGGCGCUAGCCGAGUCGGUGCAGUCGCUCUCGGCGUGAUCCUCGCAAGCAUUAUCGCCCUUCUGUUGUAA
Histoplasma mississippiense is the source of this 1089-nucleotide messenger RNA. RefSeq lists its product with no specific name. The transcript is spliced from 5 exons. The record is from RefSeq and is a predicted model, not a curated record. Gene Ontology annotation, biological process: superoxide metabolic process. Gene Ontology annotation, molecular function: metal ion binding. Bases 1 to 1089 code for a protein of 362 amino acids. NCBI's taxonomy places the organism in Eukaryota, Fungi, Ascomycota, Eurotiomycetes, Onygenales, Ajellomycetaceae.